Molecule: messenger RNA, 622 nt
Organism: Prorocentrum cordatum
Lineage: Eukaryota; Dinophyceae; Prorocentrales; Prorocentraceae
Source: the annotation of a GenBank genome assembly
GCCGCGCUGGGCGGACUGCUCCAGCGACGACGAGGACUCGUGCCCGGACUGGGUGGGUGGAGGCGGCGCGGGCCAGGGCUGCUUCCGCCCCCGCCCGAGCGUCGGCGGCAGCAGCGCGUCAGCGAGCACGGCGGCCGACGACAAGAGCGACAGCGAGAGCGAGCGGGGCGGCCUGGACUGCGGCACUCCCGGGGGCGGGCUCGCCACCGCCGGGGUCUCUGCAGGCGAGGCGCUGUCAGCCCCGCCCGUGAACCUGAUGCUGCAGAACAUCCCGAGCCGCGCCGGAGCCGAGGCCAUCGCUGGUGCUCUGCAGGAGUUCGGCUAUGCCGGGUGCUUCGCGUACUUCUACCUGCCCUGCAAGCCGCGGGACGGCCUGAACCGCGGGUACGCCUUCGUCGGCUUCGAGGACGCCCAGCAGGCGGACCUGUUCCGCGCCGCCGUGCACGGCCAGCGCCUCCCGGGCAGGGGGAGCGCGAAGGCCCUCAGCGUGGACGUGGCCAGCUCUCGCCACGGCGUUUCCGAGCGGCUGGGCCUCGCGCUGUGCAGCGAGGCGGUGCAGACGGAGUGGGGCCCGAUCUUGGCGAGCCGGGGCGGCAUCCGGCGCUCGGCCCCGCCGCAGUAG